UGUGUUACAGUGACGGUGUGAAUGUGUUUGUUGUCAUGAGAAAGAUGUUGAGUCUGAUAUCUACAGUGUUGAGGGGCAGCGCGGGCCGCAAUGGGAUUGAGCUUGUGUCUGAGUACACAGUGACAUGAGACGACGUUCCUCCAGGACCAGGGAGCUACAGAGAACAGCACAGAGAUAAAGCUCUACACCAGGCAGUUAGCUGUUGCACCUCCUCUCUGUAUGCUGCCUCGUCGUUCUUGCCGAUGAGACCCACCACGGUCGUGUCUGUAUGGUUCAGUCUGUGCAUCGCUGCACAGUCGUGAGUCAGCAGAGUGAACAGCAGUGGACUGAGCACACAGCCCUGAGGGGCUCCAUUGUUCAGUGUGAUGAGUAGCAGAGUGAUAAUGUCAGCUAGGACCUACGCAGACUUCACCCCUCAGGCCACCUUCGAAAUUAAGAAGUGUGAUUUGCAUAAGCUGGAGGAGGGGCCAUCAGAGAAGGCGGUGCUCACAAGGGAGGAGGGGCUUAAGUACUACAGAACCAUGCAGUUGAUGAGGAGAAUGGAGCUGAAAGCUGAUCAGCUCUACAAACAGAAGAUCAUACGUGGCUUCUGUCAUCUGUAUGAUGGACAGGAAGCAUGUGCUGUGGGGAUUGAGGCUGGAAUAAACCUCACAGAUCACCUCAUCACAGCUUACCGUGCUCACGGAUACACACUCACCAGGGGCGGUACUGUGCGUGAGAUCAUGGCCGAGCUCACGGGUCGUCGUGGUGGUAUUGCUAAAGGAAAGGGUGGUUCUAUGCACAUGUAUGCCAAAAACUUCUAUGGGGGAAAUGGAAUUGUGGGAGCGCAGGUCCCACUGGGUGCUGGAGUCGCACUGGCCUGUAAAUACAAGGAGAAGAACGAGCUGUGCGUCUGUCUCUAUGGAGACGGAGCAGCCAAUCAGGGUCAGAUAUUUGAGACAUAUAACAUGGCAUCUUUGUGGAAGUUGCCAUGUAUUUUUAUCUGUGAGAAUAAUAAAUACGGCAUGGGGACAUCUGUGGAGCGAGCAGCAGCGAGCACUGACUACUACAAACGAGGAGACUUCAUCCCUGGGCUGAGGGUGGACGGUAUGGAUGUGUUGUGUGUUAGAGAGGCCACCAGAUUCGCUGCAGACCACUGUAGAUCUGGGAAGGGCCCAAUACUGAUGGAGCUCCAGACCUACCGUUACCAUGGACACAGCAUGAGUGACCCCGGCGUCAGUUACCGUACACGUGAAGAGAUCCAGGAGGUACGCAGUAAGAGCGAUCCUAUCUCCUUGCUGAAGGACCGCAUGAUCAGUAACAACAUGGCCAGUGUGGAGGAGCUCAAGGAGAUCGAUGUAGAAGUGAGAAAGGAGAUUGAGGACGCAGCCCAGUUCGCCACCACAGACCCUGAGCCUCCACUGGAGGAUUUGUGUGAUCACAUCUUCUACAACAAUCCUCCUAUAGAUGUGCGUGGCACUAACCCCUGGGCCAAGCUCAAAUCUGUCAGCUAAAUCCACACCAGCAGUGAACAUAGUACACACACACACACACACACACACACACACACACACAGUUUAAAGCUUUGUCCUUCUCCUAAGUAAAGGGAAAAAAUAUCACUAAUAUUAAAUACUGCCUGAGUGUGAGCUCACGUGAUUUACUGAAUUAAAUGUAGCAUUAAAUCUAUCAACAGCAGCAUGGAAGAGCGGAAGGUGUUAGUACAUGUGUUAGUACACUGUGUGUCACUAGUGAUCAGAUGACCCUGUGUGUGUGUGUGUGUGUGUGUGUGUGUGUGUGUGUGUGUGUGUGUGUGUGUGUGUGUGUGUGUGUGUGUGUGUGUGUGCAGUGAUUUAUUAUUUAUAAGAGUUUUUAUUUAAUUGCCAAAACAAUUGUGAUUGUGAAAUUAUUUAGAGCAGAAUGAAAACACAGGAUUGUGGGAAAUGUUACAGAUUUGCUCUUGUUGUGUGUGUGUGUGUGUGUGUGUGUGUGUGUGUGUGUGUGUGUGUGUGUGUGUGUGUGUGUUACUGGUUUAGAAUGAUAGAUAGAUAGAUAUUUCAGUUCUAUAACAAUAAAGGACAGGGUGUAUAAGUGAGUGUAAUAUUGUAAUAUCAUUCACUCCGGUCAAGGGCACAGUCAUUAAAGUGAAAUGUGGUCAAAGGUCA
This is a messenger RNA of Tachysurus fulvidraco (yellow catfish), 2141 nucleotides long. It is a transcript of the gene pdha1a, whose product is annotated as pyruvate dehydrogenase E1 subunit alpha 1a. Gene Ontology annotation, cellular component: intracellular membrane-bounded organelle. The record is from RefSeq and is a predicted model, not a curated record. Gene Ontology annotation, biological process: pyruvate decarboxylation to acetyl-CoA. NCBI's taxonomy places the organism in Eukaryota, Metazoa, Chordata, Actinopteri, Siluriformes, Bagridae. The coding region runs from base 366 to 1493 and encodes 375 amino acids. Gene Ontology annotation, molecular function: pyruvate dehydrogenase (acetyl-transferring) activity. The transcript has 13 exons.